CGUUACGCCAUCUAACGCCAUAACCUUACAUUAGCAGCGCAGCGGAGCGGAGCUGGUCUGUUUGGACGCUCACGGCACAGGCGGGUGAAUCGGGGGGUCGCGUAGCGCCUGGGGUGUAUACACCAAGUGCGGUCGUUACUGAAAAGGCGCGAUGGCUAACUGCACCGGGCGAAAUUAAAAGAAGAAAGAAAAAAAACUGAUUUUUUCGAGCGGAGGAGGUGUUUAGCUGGAAGGCAAAAUGACCGUAGUCAGUUCUUGUGCGAGUUUUCAGUGAGGAUCGAAGUGUUUUUUUUUGUAACGCAGUGUGGAUACUUGAGUGUUGGAAACUUUGCUGCAUAACGAAGAUAAAUACGUGGAAGGAGCUGUCAGCGGAGCAGAGACGGUCCGCCGGGCCGCAGCCAUGCGCCCGCGCGGCCGCCCGCCAUGCUGAAGCACAUGCUGAGCCCGCCCCCGCCGCCGCCCCCGGGCGCCAUGAACGGCGGGCUGGCGCUGGCGCGGCCCGGCGCCUUCAGUCCCUCGCACCAGCGGCACGCGCUCAACGUGUCCACGCUCAGCACGUCCAAGCACUCGCUCGGCAACUCGUCCGGCGUCAGCCCCGGCGGCGGCGGCAGCGGAGGCAGCGCCGUCCUGCCCUCUAGCGGCCCCGUCGUGCAGAUGGUGACGCCGCCGCCCAAGAUGGCGAACGGCGGCCUGCACAUCCCGCGGGGCCGCGCCGCCAGCCUCAGCGCCGGCUCCGCGCUCAUCCCGGCGCACGUGUCGCGCUUCAUGACGCGCUCCAAGGAGGCGGGCAUCAAGGAGAUGCUCACCUCGCUGGGGCUGCUGUGCCUGGUGUCGCUGCUGCUGGCGCUGCUGUCGCUCAUCUUCCUGCUGCGCAUCUCGCCCAUGGCGGCCGCCGACGUGCGCGACCUGCUGCGCGCCGAGCAGCUCACCGUCAUCUCCGCCGAGGAGUACGUCGUCGUGUACGAGGUCACGCUCGCCCUGUGCGCGCUCACCCUGUCGCUGAACCUGUGCUGCCUGCUGGUGUGCGCCAUCCAGUUCCUGUUCGCCGUCAAGCUCGUCAAGUCCCUGCAGGGCGGCGAGAGAACGAGCAAGUACCUGCAGAAGUCCUCCAUCACCCGGGUGUGUGCCGUGGGCGGGUUCUUCAUCUCCAUCCCCGUGUUCCUGACGGGCAUCAUACUGUACACAUUCAUCCAGUUCCACUCCACGCCGGCCAUCGUGACGAGCGUCCUCAUCGGCCUGGGCAUCAUCUUCUGUGGCUGCGCCAUGGUGCACAACGUCUUCAUCUGGCAGAGGGAGAAGACCAACGCGGUGCGGGCGCUGGCGAAGCAGCAGCAGCAGCAGCAGCAGCAGCAGAUGCAGCAGCAGCAGAUGCAACAGCAGCAGAUGCAGCAGAUGCACAGGCACCCCACCCCGCCGACGCCCACGGACCCAGCCAAGCAGGCGCCGUGCCACCUGCGCGACGCCAGCGGCAGCGUCAGCCCGGGCGUGCCGGGGGCCAUGCUGGACCUGAGCUCCGUCACCACCACCUCCCCUCACGAGCUGUCCACGCUGGUGUGAGGCCGUGCAGACACGCGGUGCUCUGCCCCAGCACGCCGGCGCGACGACCCCACGACUAGUCACGCGUAGCGGUGCUUUUCCCCGGCGGGAACCAGUGCGUCCGCGGAGACGGGGGAGGAAACUUGGAAGGAGUCGUCUUCGAUGCGGGUGAUCAUACGGCCAAAAAGCGAUGCUAGUCGCCCCGAGACUGCGACGAGACAUCUAGUACAAAGCGCACAGAGUCUCGGUCAAACGUAUGCUUGCUUCUUGUUCAAAAAAAAUUACAAAAGUGUCCUCGUGGUCUCAGUGAGACUUAUCAGCAAGGACCUUACUUCUGCCUUCCCUGUGGAGACACUUAUGAAUCCAUUCCAUUGUAGAGUUUAGGAGUUGUGAUCUGGGAGGACGUGAAGGUGUUAGUGAGGUAGGGAGUUGCUUGGUGUGCCAUACGUAUUAUAAUGUAUUUUGUCUCGACACAUCCCUGAUGAUGUCGGUGACUCGCGCAUAGUUACAAGAGUGCAGCGAACUGUGUGUUGUGUUGGCAACCGUGCCAGUCUCAGAUUUGAACAAACGUUUCAUGACUGUGGCGGGAAGGGUUGGAUCGCAGAGUGUACGCACCCGGCAAGCCGGAGAAACAGGACCGCGGGUUGUCUUUGUCUGAUCUGUAGCUAAGCUUUAGAGCUAUUUGUACUGAACAAAAAAUGUAUUGACUCGAUUGCAGUUGUAGGUUCAUUUCUGCAUUCCAAUUUGGUUGUUGUUCUAGAUAAUUCUCAAAACUAUUUUAAGUGUGUUCAAAUUGACUGCGAGUAUUUUUUAAAUAAUGCUAAAUUAUUCAUACAACAGUAAUUCUACACCUAUAAACAAGUGAAUAGAAACUUAAAUUUAUGAAUAUUGAUAAUAUGUAUUUAUUUAUUCAACAUCAACUAAAGAAUUCGGAAAUUUUCAGAUACUAAUAACCAUAGAAUAAUUCUGUUAUUGAGCACUCUGGUCCUAGAAGAAAUUGAAUCAGUGAAUAAUAUAAAAAAAAAUAACUUCAGUUAUUGCAAAUUAUAUUUGAUUGUUAAAGAUUUCAGAAUCCUUUUUGGUUAUAGUUUGAAAGGAUUAAAAUUGUUAUUAGGGAUGGAUCGAUUCCACAAGAUUUUACGAUUUAAAUGUCAGGUCAUAACAUGAGAUUGCUUCAUGUAUGAGAUUAUCUUAAAUUAAGAUCAUUCUAUACUAUUUGAGUUUGUUUUUCAUUUGCACUAAUCUUAAAUUUUAAGGUAGUGCUAGAUUGGAAUGUAUAUAGUACUUAACAUUUUAGAAUUUAAAUUGGUAGUUUAAAUUUUCAUUUUUUUUUGUUUCUUUGAUUCUUGGUAAAAAGUUUUGGUUUGUUAAGUCUGUAUGGACUGCAUCGUUUAAAAUAAGCUGUUGUAAACCUGUUUUAACUUCAAAACAAUGGAUACAUUAACAUUUUGGCUGCUAUACUGCGUACUACUAACUUACUACAUUUGUAAGUCUGCUGUGUCGUUGAUUUAAUCACGUUACAGAAGUGUGUUCAUGUAACAUUGUUCCUUCUCUUUCCUGACAUUUCUGUUUCGACAAUGCUUCGAUACUGUCUUCUCUUGGGACCACUGUCAUUCCAGUAGCUCUAUGACGAUUGGUUAGCAAUUGUUUCUUCUCUGUGUGGAUUGAGGCAAGAUAUGAUUCUCUUGCGAGAUGGUUCAUUAUAGCUGCCGUAUGAACAUUGUUGUGUUGUUUGAACAACAGAAUUACGCAGUGGUUAAUACUACGAAAUGCUCGUCUAAGAACAUUGCCUCAUAGUUCCAUUAUAAUUUUGGUAAAGGCAUCUGAUAAUGUUAUAUGUGCGUGCAUUCUUCUCUUGCGAUCAACCCGGAGGCUACUUGAACAUGCAUAAUGUAAUAUUUUGUAGAUACAUAGAAAGCUGAGUUUAUCAUUGUCCUGUGUAUUUUAGUCAAAUUGGAUAUAUUUUGAACACACAUGCUAUGUAUACUUGAAUAAACUAUGUACUGUACUAUUAUGCACUUGUAAUGUACAUAAUUAAAAUUUAUAUAUUUUUUCCAAUUAAAA
Messenger RNA from Bacillus rossius redtenbacheri, 3600 nucleotides. RefSeq lists its product as uncharacterized. NCBI's taxonomy places the organism in Eukaryota, Metazoa, Arthropoda, Insecta, Phasmatodea, Bacillidae. The record is from RefSeq and is a predicted model, not a curated record. The transcript is spliced from 6 exons. Bases 424 to 1557 code for a protein of 377 amino acids.